AUCUCGUCCUCCUCGAUCGACCGCACAGUGAUCGACUCACGCAACUUUUCUGUUCAGAUCAACGAGAUGCAGCGAGUCCACCCGGAGACCCUGGGGCCUGAGGUGCGCCACAUCUACAUGGUAUCGAACCGGGGACCUUCACCGUUAGAGAAUCUCUGGGUCAACUUGAGCCUUCCUGUUCACACUCAAGAGGGCGACUAUCUUAUCUACCUGCUGGACAGGAUCCGAUUCCCUGUUGCCGAUGGCGGUCCUCCGAUCUCGGUUUCCGUCACUCCCGAGGUAGCUUGCCCUUCUCUACCUCCUCUUUCCUCAUCUCAUUCAACAAAUUUGUAA
Molecule: messenger RNA, 333 nt
Organism: Protopolystoma xenopodis
Lineage: Eukaryota; Metazoa; Platyhelminthes; Monogenea; Polystomatidea; Polystomatidae
Source: the annotation of a GenBank genome assembly